Messenger RNA from Clarias gariepinus (North African catfish), 1823 nucleotides. RefSeq names its product heparin-binding EGF-like growth factor a (gene hbegfa). Gene Ontology annotation, biological process: positive regulation of cell population proliferation; epidermal growth factor receptor signaling pathway; positive regulation of mitotic nuclear division. Bases 148 to 843 code for a protein of 231 amino acids. Lineage: Eukaryota; Metazoa; Chordata; Actinopteri; Siluriformes; Clariidae. The transcript has 6 exons. The record is from RefSeq and is a predicted model, not a curated record.
UCUGUCAAGGCUCAGCCACGGGCUCCCUCAUGUCCACGGAUUAAACUCGGAACUCUGUGGAAUACUCAAAACAAGUCUAAACUUUUUGGGGAUUUUUUUCCUUCAGUACUUCUCCUUCCGUUUUUUUUUUAAUCCAAGUUGGAAACUAUGAAGUUGUGUGUGGUGGCCGUUCUUGCCCAUGUCCUUGGCAUUUUCAGUCUAGCCAGUGGCGCAUCUAUAGACAGGUACGAGUCGGAGAAGCCUGUACAAACGACAGUGAUUCACCUGCUGCGCACAUCCGAGGCCCUGAAUGACAAAAGACCUGCUGAUGACAGCAAGCACGAGGAGCACCGACAGGAGGAAGAGGAGGAAUAUUACUAUGACGACGAUGAAUACGAGCUGUCAGGGGAUUUUGAAAUGCCUCAAGUCGCAUUUUCCAGCAAACCCAAAGACCCGACCACAGUGCUGAAUGCAGAGAGGCGCGACGAUCAAGGGAACGAGAGGAGAGAAAAAGGUGAAAAGAAAGGAAAGGGAAAAGGAAAAGGAAAGAAGAGGAACCCUUGCCUGAAGAAAUAUAAGGAUUAUUGCAUCCAUGGAACGUGCCAGUAUCUGAGAAAGCUCGGUCCCUCAUGCAUAUGCAAUCAAGGUUACUCAGGAGACAGGUGUCACUAUUUUUCAUUACCUGUAGCAACACAGGAAUCAGGCUACAAUCGGACAACAGCCCUCGCCGUUGUGGCUGUUGUUCUCUCAUCACUCUGUCUAACCAUCAUCGGCCUCCUGUUAGCUCUAAGGUUUCACAAAAGGGGCACGUAUGAUGUAGAAAACGAGGAGAAGGUUAAGUUUGGCACGUCUGCACACCGCUAAAUCGCAGGAGCUCACGGGUGACUGUGAAGUCUGUGAAAUUCUACCUCAAGAUAAAAUAGAUGAAGAUGGCCAAGAGAGAGGGAGAGAAAAAAAGAGGAGAAAGAGAGAGACAAAAAGCGAGGGAAUUACAGAUGUUGUCCGAGUCGUCACAUCACAGGCGGCCCAGCUUUUACAUCGCUGGGAUCGGGACUGAGCGGGAUGUGCAGCAGGGUUUAAACAAUGCUUGGUGCUUGGCCCUCUGGAGCUGCAGAGUAAAAAGAAGGACUGAAACACGCAAAUGUUUGUGCGUGCCCUGGGUUCGGACAUUGACUGAUAAACAGACGUGGCCCUGAAAUAACCUAUUUUUACCUGUAAAAAUUUUCUAUUUAUGUACAUUUGUUUUUGUUUUUUUUGAGACCCUAGUGUUAAUUUAUUUAUUUAAAUAUUUAUUUGUACCAAACUUUAGAGGCUCUGGUCCAUGUGUUUGAAAUGUGUCAUAUAUAUCAAAUAUAUAUAUAUUUAAUACUGUAUUUAUUAAAAUUUCAAAAAUAUUAUGAAAGAACACUUGGCAAAACAGCAAAAAAAGCAGCAGUUUCCUUAUUUAACGGUUCAAAAACUAGUAAAUUUCAGCAUUUCUUCCUCCAUUACAGUAUUAAAUACAUUCAUGCUUUUUAGCUUCACGUCUUUCUAGAUUUUUAAAUAUCUAGAGUUUUUUGUUUAUAAAGAAUAUGUGAUGAAACAACAUACAAAUAAAUGACAGUUUUACAUCAAGUUUUAUUCAGUCAGGAAAGCUUUCGAAGUGUUAAAAAAUGAAAAAAAUGUGAAUUAAAAAGGCUGAUACAAAUAUAAAAGAAAUCCCUAACCUGACUUUUUGAACUUCUAUUUCUUGCUUUAGGUUUACAUACAGUAUGGGUGAUGAUCUCGUAAAACUAGUGAAGUCUUCAUUUAUGGUGAAAAACUACUUUUACAAAUUCCGUCUUUUAACAAGACUACUAAAGACA